This is a messenger RNA of Phoenix dactylifera (date palm), 1041 nucleotides long. Its product is annotated as dolichol-phosphate mannose synthase subunit 3. Gene Ontology annotation, cellular component: endoplasmic reticulum membrane; dolichol-phosphate-mannose synthase complex. Gene Ontology annotation, biological process: GPI anchor biosynthetic process. The record is from RefSeq and is a predicted model, not a curated record. Lineage: Eukaryota; Viridiplantae; Streptophyta; Magnoliopsida; Arecales; Arecaceae.
UCUCUCACGACCUGAUCGAAUCCCUUUUCUUCAAUCGAUUCAUCUCGCUUGAUUGCUCUGUCUCUUGGAAUGGUUGAUUAGGGUUAGGGUUUUGCUCCACAAAUCCAGGGUCCCGGUCCUUGCCUUUGUUCCUUUUGUGAUCCAUCGUCGCCUCCGCCCCGGGAUAAAGGUAAUAGCUUCGAAGCAACUGACCCGUGAAAGAAUGAAGCAUGUUUUAAAGAUUAUGGCAUUGCUAGUGGCUAUCUCUGCAUUUUGGAUAGGCCUGCUGGAAACAUCAGUUGUCCCACGCAGCUAUACUUGGCUGCUUCCAAUCUAUUUAAUUGUUUCGCUAGGAUGCUAUGGUCUUCUCAUGGUUGGAGUUGGUUUAAUGCUUUUUCCAACAUGUCCUCAAGAAGCUGUACUGCUGCAAAAGGAUAUCGCAGAGGCCAAGGAAUUCUUGAAGAAUAAGGGGGUUGAUGUGGGCUCUGAUUAAAGUUGUUUGGACCUUCCAGCAGCUGGCUUGGUGCCUUAAUUUCUUUGCUGACGUUUCUUUGCUUAUCAGAAUAUAUGGAACAUUUAAAAGAACAUGGAAUUCAUGAAGCAGGCAGCUCCUAGAUGGACAUUUUUCCUCUUCUCCAUUAACAAUGCAUAUAGUUUGCAAUUGGCUUUCAAUCAUAGAUGCUUCUAAUUUAUCUUCAUAACUUAUUUCUGUAGCCAUUUCUUCAACUAUGUAUUGCUUGCAAGCUAUUAAGGUGAAAUGCAAGCCCUGCUAUACCCCUUAUGUUGUAUGCUCCAUUGGAGCCAUUUUUGACUGUAAAAUUUAGGAGUUUAGCAGGCAGACUUGCCUAACCAUUUUGCUGUAGUUGAAGAGGGCUGAUUGGAAAAACUUGAUCAAGUGGAGACAUACACAGUUAAUGUAGCCUCUCUGGGUUCAAGAUGCUUAGUUUGCGAGGCUUGUGAUUCACAUGUUCAUUGGGUAUUAUUUCAUUCAUUCUACGGACAUCAUAUAAACUGAAUUUUGUUUUUGUAUUCAAAUUUACUAGUAGUUCACGCAUGGCCACA